Hibiscus syriacus is the source of this 1705-nucleotide messenger RNA. Its product is annotated as protein DETOXIFICATION 21-like. Gene Ontology annotation, cellular component: membrane. Gene Ontology annotation, molecular function: xenobiotic transmembrane transporter activity; antiporter activity. NCBI's taxonomy places the organism in Eukaryota, Viridiplantae, Streptophyta, Magnoliopsida, Malvales, Malvaceae. Bases 155 to 1624 code for a protein of 489 amino acids. The record is from RefSeq and is a predicted model, not a curated record. The transcript is spliced from 9 exons. Gene Ontology annotation, biological process: xenobiotic detoxification by transmembrane export across the plasma membrane.
UCUUUUAUCCACAACCCUAAGUUCCUAACCUUAUUUCUUCUUCUUCUUCAGCUGCUGCUUCUUUACUUCUCCAGGGGAUAUCAUCUUAACAAUCAAAGCUAGCUUGAAAAGGAGAAGGGUUUGGGGAUCAGUAAACAGGUCGUGACUCGUAACAAUGGAAGGUGAUCUCAACCAGAAGCUGCUAAUAGAUGGUAAAGAGAAUGAAAAUGAAGAUGUUAAGUUCAAAGACAAGCUAUGGACUGAGAUGAAGAAGAUGUGGAUUGUCGCUGGCCCUGCAAUUUUCACCAGGUUUUCAACCUUUGGUGUCACUGUAAUCAGUCAAGCUUUUGUUGGUCACAUUGGUCCUACUGAGCUUGCUGCCUUUUCACUUUGUUUCACUGUCCUUUUGAGGUUCGGCAAUGGCGUUCUGCUUGGAAUGGCCAGUGCAUUGGAAACACUUUGUGGUCAAGCAUAUGGAGCAAAACAAUACCAUAUGCUCGGGAUAUACCUUCAAAGAUCUUGGAUAGUUUUGUUUGCAACUGCCUUGUGUCUUCUUCCUUUAUACAUCUUCUCUACCCCGAUUUUACUAGCUUUAGGCCAGGACGAAGAGAUAGCGAGAGUGGCUGGAUAUAUCGGUCGUUUCUUCGUGUUCGUCGUGCUUUCAUUCAUCAUAUCAUUUACUUGCCAAAUGUUCCUGCAAGCACAGAGCAAGAACAUGAUUAUUGCAUACUUAGCAGCAUUCAGUAUUGGAAUCCACAUCUUUCUUUCAUGGCUUUUGACCGUGAAAUUCAAGUAUGGGCUCGGCGGGGCUUUGUUAUCCACAAUUUUGGCCUAUUGGAUACCAAAUAUAGGUCAACUUUUGUUUGUUACAUGUGGAGGCUGUAAAGAUACAUGGAAGGGUUUCUCAAUGUUGGCUUUCAAGGAUCUAUUGCCUGUUGUAAAGCUAUCUCUGUCAUCUGGUGCUAUGCUUUGUCUUGAGCUCUGGUACAAUACAAUCUUGGUUCUUCUAACUGGAAACAUGCAAAAUGCUGAGAUUGCAAUUGAUGCUCUUGCCAUUUGUCUCAACAUUAAUGGAUGGGAGAUGAUGAUAUCACUUGGUUUCUUAGCUGCAGCAAGUGUUAGGGUGUCAAAUGAACUUGGAAGAGGAAGCUCAAAGGGUGCCAAGUUCUCGAUUAUGACCACGACCCUUACAUCGCUUGCCAUUGGAUCUGUGCUGUUUCUGAUAUUCUUAUGCCUCAGGGGACGUUUAGCUUACAUAUUCACCGAAAGCGAAGAAGUGGCUAAUGCAGUUGCCGAUUUAUCUCCAUUGUUGGCUUGCUCCAUACUUCUUAACAGUGUUCAGCCUGUCCUCUCUGGAGUUGCUGUCGGUGCUGGUUGGCAAAGCAUUGUGGCAUGGGUUAACAUAGCUUCGUACUAUUUAAUUGGCAUUCCAAUCGGUGUUGUGCUCGGAUAUGUAGUCGGCUUGGGAGUCAAGGGUGUUUGGGUUGGCAUGUUGCUGGGAACAUUCGUUCAAACUGUUACACUUGUUAUCAUCACUUGGAAGACUGACUGGGAUAAACAGGUUGUCUUGGCUAGGUCACGAGUUAACAAGUGGUUUGUACCAGAAUCCCGGGAAACAAACAGCAACCAAGAAAAUGGUGCUUGACGGGGCCAAUCAUCUGUUCCUUCCUACUGGAAUUUUACUUUUUUGUUGCUAUUUAUCGUUUCGUGAAACCAUCGACUCAAU